GUACCCGCAUUCAUAUAGGUUAGAGCAAUUAGAGCUUUUACGAUGUACGAUAUGAAGCUUCUCACUGUGCUAGGUGCGCUUUGCGCUUUUCCAUUAGCUAAAGGGAAAAUAAGCUGGGUUCCAGACAAUGGUGGUGCAAAUGUCAGCCUGAAGAAGUUCCUGAAUACCUCAGACGGUGUAGAUAUAUACACUCUCCUCGCAACAUCUGAAACUCGUCAUAAAUUGUGCAAGCUCGAUCAUGUCUGGAACGUGACGAAAGACCAAGUUUUCUUCACAAGGACGUACACCCCUGGACUAGGAGGAGCGGCUCCAGAGAAUCUUAUUGGAACGUUUUUUGAUGAGACUCCACAAAGAGGCCCAACUAUAAUGCUGUUGAGAACAACAGGUGGUGCUGACAGAGGUGUGGAGGAGUUGGUGUACCAAGAUGACAACAACACCUGCGGAAUAUUUUGGACGGCGAUAAGACAAAUAUACGCGGGCCAAUGGUAUGACAGCUGUGAACUACGUGUGAAAUCAUCAAUCGAUUCUGCAUCGGCAAGCCCAGAAUGUAUUCAACAGUUCUUCAAUAUUUGCAGUCCCGAACGCGUCGUGGUGCAAACUGUAUGGCCACAGUUAUGUGUUUUUAUGGUUUCAAAUUCAACCAUCCUCAAGACAGCAGUUGAAAGUCAAUAUCUUAAGCCGUUUCCCAAUGUUACUCAGUAGAACGAAGGAUAUCUUACAGCACAUGCAGCUCUUCAGAAAAAAAGGUUAUGUGGGGCGAA
Messenger RNA from Dermacentor silvarum, 761 nucleotides. RefSeq lists its product as uncharacterized. The record is from RefSeq and is a predicted model, not a curated record. Lineage: Eukaryota; Metazoa; Arthropoda; Arachnida; Ixodida; Ixodidae. The transcript has 5 exons. Bases 43 to 702 code for a protein of 219 amino acids.